Mesocestoides corti is the source of this 474-nucleotide messenger RNA. NCBI's taxonomy places the organism in Eukaryota, Metazoa, Platyhelminthes, Cestoda, Cyclophyllidea, Mesocestoididae. The record is from the annotation of a GenBank genome assembly.
AUGGAAGGCCUGGCUGAGAAAUGGGUGGAUAGAUGCGUCUCAAGAAAACCAGAUCCCUCCAUCUACAAGGACUAUGCAGGCACUGCCCAGGUUCUGAUCGUUAGUCAUAAAUCUCAGACAACAUUUACGAAAACUAUUUCUGCCGUCAAAGAAGAGGCACAACAUUAUGAAUACCGGGACAAUACAUGUACUGGUGAAUGCGACUUUUAUAAGCAGAUCAUAUGGGCCAAUUUAACUGAGGUUGGUUGUGCAAUGAAAACCUGCGUGACGUAUGUUCAGCGUAAAGUAACGCCGGCCAAUGUCGUGGUCUGUGUGUAUAAAAUUGCACAAAGGAUUGAUGACAUGAAGCCAUAUGAAGAGGGAGAGAGCUGUACCAAGUGCCCUCCUCAACAUAGAUGUGUCCGCAACCAAUGUGAGGAACACCUCGAACAGGUUGAGAGCAAGAACAGUGCAUACACCCUGCCUGAAUUCUAA